GGGUGGAAGGUGCAAAACAGCAUGGCCGCCUCCGUAAAGAGCAUUUGUAUUACUUAGCAGGAGUUUUGUAAUUUCCCUAAGGAUCUUUUCUUCCUUAAAUGUGACCUUCUUAUACCAACGACCUGGAAAUUAAUCACAAGACCACAUUCGUCAUUUGCCAAAGAAACUCAGGUGUGCAUCUCACAUGUUGACAAAGAAGCCCCCCGUUCUGCAGAGUUUCCUGUCCCUGGUCUCCAGGCGUGCCAGUCACCUUGCCAGACAGCAGUAUGAUGUCAUUGUGGUGGGUGGGGGUCACGCGGGGACCGAGGCGGCAGCGGCAGCAGCCAGAGUGGGAGCUGAGACACUCCUGGUCACACAGAAAACAAACACCAUUGGUGCCCUGUCCUGUAACCCAUCUCUGGGCGGAGUAGGGAAGGGUCACCUUGUUAAGGAGGUAGAUGCUCUGGAUGGGCUGUGCGGUCGAGCAGGAGACUGGGCUGGGAUCCAUUUCUCCAUCCUAAACAGAAGCAAAGGCCCUGCUGUGUGGGGCCCGAGGGCCCAGCUGGACCGCCAACGCUACCGUGAAUUCAUUCAGUCUGAGCUGCUGUCCACUCCCAGGCUGACAGUGCUGGAGGGCUCAGUGGAGGAGCUGCUGGUAACAGAACCAAACCCAGAGGAGCCUGGACACCACAGAGUUACAGGGAUACAUUUGGCAAAUGGAAGCCACCCGAUCUUGGCCAGCUCCGUUAUUCUCACCACUGGUACUUUCUUGUCCGGCUCCCUCUUCGUGGGCCAGACCACAUCCCCCGGGGGUCGGAUUGGAGAUGCUCCAUCGAGUGCUGGGCUGUCCCAUACGCUGAGGGAGAGGCUGGGGCUAAGGAUAGGCAGACUAAGGACUGGUACCCCUCCAAGGAUUGUGAAGGAUACGGUAGACCUCAGCCUGACUAAUCUUCAUCCCCCUGACAGUCAUCCAACUCCAUUCAGCUUCCUCAACACACACACACGCUGCAAGCCUGAAGAGCAGCUGCCUUGCUACCUGACCCAUACUACACCUGGCGUGGACAGAGUGGUGAGGGAGAGUCUUCAUCUCAACUGUCACAUACAGCAAGACACCAAAGGUCCCAGAUACUGCCCCUCCAUCGAGUCGCGAGUGCUUCGCUUCCCAGGCCGGAGGCACCAGGUGUGGCUGGAGCCUGAGGGGCUGAACUCUGACCUUUUGUACCCACAGGGUUUAUCCAUGACUAUGCCCCCUGAUGUGCAGCUCCGCCUCAUCAGAGAAAUCCCCGCCCUGCACAGAGCUGAGAUCCACACACCUGGUUAUGGUGUGCAGUAUGACUUUGUGUGUCCCACUCAGCUGAGCCCUGCCCUGCAGGUGAAAAGCACUCAGGGUCUCUUUCUGGCCGGUCAGAUCAAUGGAACAACAGGGUACGAGGAGGCUGCUGCACAGGGGCUGUGGGCGGGGGUGAACGCUGCCCGCUCUGCACUCUCCAUGCCUCCUGUGGCGUUGUCUCGAACAGAGAGCUAUAUUGGAGUUCUCAUUGAUGAUCUGGUGAGUCGAGGCGUUACAGAGCCCUACCGCAUGUUCACCAGCCGGGCUGAGUUUCGAACCUCUCUAAGGCCGGACAACGCUGACCUCCGCCUCACGCUGAAAGGAUUUGAGGAGGUGAGAUGUGUGUCCUCCUUGCGCUACCAGGAGGCUGUGAGAGUGAGGGACGGUCUGCAGGAUGCACUGGCAGCCCUUCAGACUCUCACUCUGUCCACCCACUUGUGGAGGAAAAAGCUGCCGGACAUCGGCAUAAGUGAGAGCAAGAGCACGAUUCUGACUGGCAUGGAUCUGCUGCAGUACAACAACGUGUCCUUUGAAAUGUUGGCAUCCGUCUUCCCAGAGUGCCUUUCACCUUACAUGGAAUUCUCUCAAAGACUCAAUAUAGAGGCUGUGUACAGACCUCACUGUGACCUUCAGAAGAAAGAGAUUGAGAGAAUUCAGAAGGAGGAGAACAUGACUCUCCCACAGGACAUAGAUUAUUUCUCUCUGCCAGUGUCACUGUCUCAGGAAGUCAGAGAGAUUCUGGACAGAGUUCGACCCAGCACACUGGGUGCUGCUACACGUUUGCAAGGUAUGACUCCUGCUGCAGUGGUCAAUCUCCUCCGCUACGUCCAGCACACAGGACAAAGGGGAAGAAGAACGCACAGAAACCAACCAGACCAAAAGGAGGAGAGAGAAGAGGAGCUGUGUGCAAGAAAUGCAUCUUUACCUCAGUGAAAUGAUGACUCAUAAACUUGUAAACUUGUAAAAAACUGUGUAUUCCUGAAAAUGUACAAAACACAUAAAUUAAGGUAUUUUAGGAUGAUACAGUAUAUACUACAUUCUCUUAAUAUUGUUUAAAAAAAAGCUGAGCAAAAUAAACCCUAAUACAUCCA
This is a messenger RNA of Lates calcarifer (barramundi perch), 2400 nucleotides long. RefSeq names its product mitochondrial tRNA translation optimization 1 (gene mto1). The record is from RefSeq and is a predicted model, not a curated record. Gene Ontology annotation, biological process: tRNA wobble uridine modification; tRNA methylation. Bases 185 to 2242 code for a protein of 685 amino acids. Gene Ontology annotation, cellular component: cytosol. The transcript is spliced from 13 exons. Gene Ontology annotation, molecular function: flavin adenine dinucleotide binding. Lineage: Eukaryota; Metazoa; Chordata; Actinopteri; Centropomidae.